Molecule: messenger RNA, 1389 nt
Organism: Iphiclides podalirius (scarce swallowtail)
Lineage: Eukaryota; Metazoa; Arthropoda; Insecta; Lepidoptera; Papilionidae
Source: the annotation of a GenBank genome assembly
AUGCAAAACUUGUAUCAGCGUGUACCCUUAAAGAGGAUGUCCAUCUAUGAACAGCUCAACUCUGUUCUUUUUUUGUUCAUGACGAGGAAUGUUAAGUCGACUACAUCUUCUUUGUGGAGGCAGCUCUUAGCCAGUUCCGAGCUGCUAAAGACAAUGGAGAAGUUUUCACUGGUGCUGAUGUUGUCAAGAUACGCCACUACCUCGAAGACAGUUGAUGUGCAGAUGCUGGCGGAUGUCCUGAAACACGUGGCCUCCGGUCAGGAUCACUUGCAGUCCACCAUCCAGUACUUGGAGCUGGAGGAACUGACAGAGGAAGUUAAAAUCAUGGAAAAUGUAGGAAUAACCUUUAAUAACUCGGAAGUGCUGCAUCUGAACGACAAUCCGACUAAGGAUGAUAUCAAGCACUGGGUGAAUCACUACUUAGUACAUGCAGAAACAUCACUGGACGAUUUAAUAGAAGUGCAACAAGCGCUGUGGAACAUUGUCAGAUCUUCAGCUAGCCGCGAGGUGUGGUCGGCCAGGCGAACACUAGGUGUAGGAAUUGCUGUCCUGACUGUUGUGCUUCUAGCGUCACCAAUCCUUAUUCUUCUUCUGAGGCACACCAUCUGGACCAUACAGACGUUCACCGAGUCGAUAGAGCUUAGCAACCAGCGUCUGGUCGCCGAGAAGAGGAAGAGUGACGUCCUGCUAUCCCGGAUGCUGCCAAUGCCUGUCAUCAGGCGCCUCCGGGCGCAGAGGACCGUGCCGGCGGAGUCCUUUGACGCGGUCACCAUCUUUUUCAGCGACAUCGUGGGCUUCACGAACAUCUCGGCCAGCAGUACCCCCAUCGAGGUCAUUAACAUGCUGAACAUGCUGUACAGAUUAUUUGACGAAAAGAUUAUUCAGUACGACGUUUACAAAGUAGAAACUAUUGGUGACGCAUAUAUGGUUGUAUCAGGACUACCGCAGAGAAAUGGCAAUCGCCAUGCUUCGGAGAUAGCUGACAUGUCUCUGUCACUGAUGCGUGGUCUGGAAGGGGCUCGGGUCCCGCAUAGGCCCGACGAGCUCCUGAAGAUCCGCGCAGGGAUCAACACUGGCCCUUGCGUAGCAGGCGUGGUAGGGACGACUAUGCCCCGCUACUGCCUUUUCGGUGACACGAUAAACACGGCAAGCAGGAUGGAGACGACAGGCGAAGCAAUGAAAAUUCACAUUUCUCAUUCAACCAAGAAAGCAUUGGACGGUAUCGGCAAUUAUGAAAUGGAAUCGAGAGGAGUUAUUGAAAUACCGGGUAAGGGUGUCAUGGAGACUUUCUGGCUUCAAGGGAAGGUUGGAGGUCUGCAGGAGGAAAGUCCGCGAUGCAUGCGGCUUCACGACUACGACCAAAACAUUCUAGAACUUCUCAUUAAAUCU